Messenger RNA from Heterostelium album PN500, 978 nucleotides. RefSeq names its product glycerophosphodiester phosphodiesterase. The coding region runs from base 1 to 978 and encodes 325 amino acids. The record is from RefSeq and is a predicted model, not a curated record. NCBI's taxonomy places the organism in Eukaryota, Evosea, Eumycetozoa, Acytosteliales, Acytosteliaceae. The transcript is spliced from 3 exons. Gene Ontology annotation, molecular function: phosphoric diester hydrolase activity. Gene Ontology annotation, biological process: lipid metabolic process.
AUGUAUGCAAGUACAUUAAACGGUGCAGCUAUCAAUCGUACGCUGGUGAUGGCACAUCGUGGAUCGCGAUACCUGAUGCCAGAGAACACGAUUUUGGCAUUCAAGACUGCGCUCGACAUUGGCACCGAUGUCUUGGAGACCGAUGUUCGUGCGACCAAAGACGGACAUCUCGUGGUGUUCCACGACAAGCAGAUCGUCAGAACCACCGGACUACCGGGUGAAGUCGAAACACUGACAUUGGCGCAACUACAGGAGAUCGAUGCCGCCGCGAUGUUCUCGCCGGACAACGGAACGACACGUCCGUUCCGCAACAAGGGAAUACGCGUGCCACUGGCGCGCGAGAUGUUUGACGCGCUACCUCCCGCCACACCACUGAACAUCGAAAUCAAAGAGGACGACAGAAAUGUCUCGCAACUACUGUGGAGUGAGAUUGAACGAGCUUUUGACAACGGUCGUCCACACCGCUCCAUCGUAGUGAGCAGUCGUUUCUGCGCGCCAACCAGUCACAUCCGUGAGCUUGCUGCGCAAUACGCCAGUAAGCAUCAACUCACCGAGCUACCAAUUACCACUUCCGCCUGCGAGAAAGACGUCGUUCGUUUCUUGCUACUCGCUCAAUUCUUCUUGGCAAAGAUAUGGUACAGUUGGUUCCCUAUCAACAACUACGAGGUCUUCCAGAUUCCGACUGCGAGUGGACCGAUGGCGCUAGACACUCCGCGUGUCAUCGAUGCCGCGCACUACUUUGGUAAGCACGUUCACUACUGGGUGAUCAACUCGCCCGGCGAAAUCGAUAGAAUCGCAUCGCUUGGCAUCGAAGGAAUCAUCACCGAUCGUCCAGAUAACGCAGUUCGUGUACUCCAACAACGUGGAAUCAAACCACGUUCUUGGGUCAUUCCCAAACCGUUGCCAGGCAACCACACAGUAUUACAAUCCAAUACAAAGAAGAAAACAACAAGAGUUGUAAAAGUUAAAAGAAAUUAA